AUGUCAUCAAUUCUCCGCCAGAUUGUCGCAGGUCCAAGACAACAACAUCCAGAAGCAGGGCUAGAUCUCUGCUACGUGGCAGACAAUGUCAUCGCAACCUCCGGCCCAUCAGCAACAUAUCCACAGCGCGCCUACCGCAACCCACUAGACGCACUCGUCAACUUCCUCGACACCAAACAUGGCGCAAAUUGGUGCAUUUGGGAAUUCCGCGCCGAAGGCACAGGAUACCCAGACUCAGAAGUCUACGGACGCAUCCACCACUUCCCCUGGCCCGACCACCACCCCCGCCAUUCGCACGAAAAAGAAUCACUUGACACGGACACCGAUAAAAACGAACGCGUCGCUGUCGUGCAUUGCAAAGCAGGCAAAGGACGCAGCGGGACGAUCGCGUGCGCAUACCUGAUCAGCCAGGAGGGGUGGAAAAAGGAAGACGCGCUGCAGCGGUUUACGGAUCGGCGCAUGCGGGUCGGCUUCGGAGACGGCGUUAGCAUCCCCAGCCAGCUGCGGUAUAUCGGAUAUAUCGAUAAAUGGGCGAACGAGAUGGGGAAGCAAUAUGUCGAGCGACCGGUGGAGAUCCUGGAAGUUCAUAUCUGGGGAUUGAGGGAUGGGGUCAAAGUUGCGGUGGAGGGGUAUGUGGAUGAGGGAAAGAAGAUUGAAUGUUUUCAUCUGUUUAAUCGGAAUGAGCGUACCAUCAUCGAAGACGGGGGCUCGACGUCUGAGGAACAAGACGCUAGCAAGGGGAGCGACAUCACCAAGCCGAAUCCCAACUCCAACCUCGAUAUCAAAAACCCACUCCCUUCAUCUGCGACAUGGUCCCCGGCGGUAUCGAGAUCUGAAGUCUCCGGCUCAUCGUCCGCACCGGCCCACAGUGUCUCGGCAAUGAUCUUCAAACCCAACAAACCAGUGAUUGUCCCCAGCUCGGAUGUGAAUAUCGACUUCGAGCGCCGCAGCAAAGCAUCCUACACGGGCUUCGCGAUGGUAACCUCCAUCGCACACGUCUGGUUCAAUCCCUACUUCGAAGGCGGAGCCGAGCACGACUCGGGCGUCUUCGAGACCCAAUGGGACGCGAUGGAUGGGAUCAAGGGGAGCGCGAGGAAGGGAAUCCGGGCGUUAGACAAGCUGAAGGUUGUAUGGCGGUAUCCUGCGGCGGAGACUGUGGAAGCCAGUGCAGCUAGCAAGAUCAAAGGGAAAGGGAGGAAGAGCGAGGAUAUCACGCCGGCAGGGGGCAGACCGAUCAGUGAGCCCAAACCCGGCGAUUCCAUCCAUGAAAGCGAGCCGCCUGACUGGCGGGGACUGCAGGAAGAUAAGAAGGAGAAUCAGCGUCCUUCUGAGACUUCGUCGCAGAAAAGUACUGCUACGAGUCUCUCGGACAAGACUAAAGAGCUGGGACAUGCGAUAGAGAAGGAACUUGGACUGCGGAAGCAGACGGGUGGUAGUCGGGAUGGUAGUCUUGCUGGGAGUGAUGAUGAGACUACUACCGAUAAUGAGGGCCGGAAGGUCAAAGUUAAGAAGGUGCAUAGUGAAGGGCUUUAG
This is a messenger RNA of Penicillium concentricum, 1533 nucleotides long. RefSeq names its product putative phosphatidylinositol-3,4,5-trisphosphate 3-phosphatase. The record is from RefSeq and is a predicted model, not a curated record. Bases 1 to 1533 code for a protein of 510 amino acids. Gene Ontology annotation, cellular component: plasma membrane; cytosol; nucleus. Gene Ontology annotation, biological process: protein dephosphorylation; phosphatidylinositol dephosphorylation; cell motility. The transcript has 4 exons. Gene Ontology annotation, molecular function: phosphatidylinositol-3,4,5-trisphosphate 3-phosphatase activity; protein tyrosine/serine/threonine phosphatase activity; protein tyrosine phosphatase activity. NCBI's taxonomy places the organism in Eukaryota, Fungi, Ascomycota, Eurotiomycetes, Eurotiales, Aspergillaceae.